CGUGACCGGAUGUUUGUGGCGGCGACCUCAGCAGCAGGUCCUUUGCCACCUGAGGAGGUUGUAAACCCAUGAAAUACAUAGAGGCCAUUCUAACUUGGAUGUGAUUUCUCCACUUUCAACCUCCACACGCUUUAGCAUCCAUUUAAACAAAUGCAGCAUUAAAAAUUUCCAACAUUGAACCUUCAAGAAGGUUUGUAAGAGGUAACUGGUAAUCACUAUGCUUUUAAGUGUACUGGAAGUAAUCAUCAGGAAAUAAUCUAUUCAAAAACCAGAACUUCAUGUCAUGUGGCUCAGUACAGCAAAACAGUUGCUUUGUUUCUUUAAUAACUGGCUUUGGAGACAAAGUAUAAAUUUUAUAGAUUUUCAGAAAUAUCUGUAUUUUUAAUGUAAUCAUCAGAAAAUUCCUCUUCCAUUCCCUGAUCUGUUGCUUGGUUUGAGAACUAAUUUUUGUACACCUAUAAACUGAUCCCUUAAAGUGCUUGUGAAACUCCAAGAAAGGUCAUUUCUUUCCCUGUCAUUUUUUCGUGAACUCAAUAUAUACUCGUGGAUUUCAUCAAAAUUUGGAGCAUGUCAUCAUGGCUAGAUUUCGGAGGAAAAUGUGGAUCACCUUACUGCUCUUUCUUUUAUUUGUUUUUGGUGUCAUGAUGGGCUUGAAGACCCUGAGACCUGAGGGCGCUGGAUUUAUAGAUGGUGUAGGACUUGAACUAUUGCCACAAAUUCGACAUCGAGCUGCAGUCAAUAACUGGAAAGCAAAUAUCCCCAGUACUGAAAAGUCAGCGGAAAGUGGCCCUCUUCCUCAUCGUUCAAAUAUGGAUGGACGGCAGCGUGUGACUCGCAGUCCCGAUGAAAAACGUGACCAGUUUCCUGCAGUGAAUUAUGAUCUACAUGCAUUUUAUUACUCGUGGUAUGGUAAUCAACAGAUUGAUGGUAAAUACAUACACUGGAAUCAUCCAUUAGUUCCCCACUGGGAUCCUAAAAUAGCAAGCAGCUAUCCCAAAGGAAGGCAUAAUCCUCCCGACGACAUUAGCUCCAAUUUCUAUCCUGAAUUAGGACCUUAUAGUUCCAGGGAUCCAGCAGUCCUCGAUGAGCACAUGAGACAGUUUCGAGCGGCGGCAAUAGGUGUGUUGGCCCUGUCCUGGUAUCCACCUGGAUUGUCCGAUGAUAAUGGCGAGCCCACCGAUGAUCUAGUGCCAGUCAUACUGGAAGCUGCUCAUAAAUAUCAAUUAAAGGUCACCUUUCACAUUGAGCCGUAUGAAGGAAGAGAGCAUACUUUCCACCGUAAUCUGAAAUACAUCAUUCACAAGUAUGGAUCCCACCCUGCAUUUUAUAGGCACAAAACUAACUCAGGGAAAUCCCUUCCGAUGUUCUACAUUUAUGAUUCAUAUAUCACUAGCCCAGGAUCUUGGGCCAACCUUUUCUCUGCUUCAGGAUCGAGUUCAGUUCGAAACACUCAAUACGACGCACUAUUCAUUGCCCUUAUUGUCGAAGAACAACACAAAAAUGACAUUUUACAGGGUGGAUUUGAUGGCAUGUAUACAUACUUUGCAACAAAUGGAUUCUCUCAUGGUUCCUCUCAUCAAAACUGGCAAGCAAUAAAAGAUUUCUGUGACAGCAAUAACCUUAUGUUUAUCCCAAGUGUAGGACCUGGGUAUAUAGACACCAGCAUUAGGGCUUGGAAUAACCAUAAUACAAGAAACCGUGUCAAUGGCAAAUAUUAUGAGACUGCUUUAAGUACUGCCCUUCUAAUUCGUCCAGAAAUAAUCACUAUAACUUCAUUUAACGAGUGGCAUGAAGGAACUCAGAUUGAGAAAGCUGUUCCCAAGAAGACAAGUCAGGUAGUUUAUCUGGACUACCUGCCUCAUAAGCCAGACAUCUACCUGGAGAUAACUCGGAAAUGGGCUGAAAAGUUUCACAAAGAGAAAGAACAGUGGCUGAUGUGAAUGUUUUCAAUCUUUCUUUCAUAAAGGAAUAAAGUAAUAUUGAUCUGUGCAAUCAAGAACUAAGAUUUUUUUUCAGGUGAGGGGAGGGUUUAUAGUGGUGGGAGAAUGGGUCAUCACUCAAUCUUGUAAUUUAAUAGUGUCAGCCAAGGUCAAAAUUCUGUGUUCAGUGACUAGAUAAAAUCAUCCUCGUACUGAGUUGAGGAAAUGCUUGUAUUCUUUAUAGCAUUUCUCAGGAUAUUCCAGAGUGCAUGACGUCCAAGUAUUCCGAAAUAGUGCAGGAAAAUGUAGGAUUUACUUGGAUUAUAGCAAGCUGAUUCAAACAGCAAUGUGGUAGUGACCAAGUAGUCUAUUUUAGUAAAUCUAGCAAGAGAAAACUAUUAACCAGGAUAUUGCAGAUAACUCUGCUUUUUAAUCCCAUUCCGACGUGGCCACCUCUACUGCCACGAUGAGGGAACAACACCUUACAUUCCAUCUGGGUAGCUCCAACCUGAUGGCAGUAGCUUUGAUUUCUCGAACUUCCUGUAAUUGCCUACUCCCUCCCUCCUCUCCUUCACCAUUCCCCAUUCUUGUUACCUUCUUUCACCUUAUCUCCUUACCUGCCCAUCAGCUCCAUCUGGUGCUCCCUUCCCUUCCUUCCAUGAUCUUCUGUCUUCUCCUAUAAGAUUCUCCCUUCUCCAGCCCUUUAUCUCUUUCACCAAACAACUUCCCGGCUCUUCUCCCCACCCCACUUUCCCCUCUUGCGGUUUCAUCUAUCAUCUGCCAACUUGUACUUCUUCCUCCCCUCCCCCACCUUAAAUGCAGCUCCGCCCCCUUCAUUUCCAAUCCUGAUGAAGGGUCUCAGCCUGAAACGUCAACUGUUUACUUCUUUCCAUAGAUGCUGCCUGGUCUGCUGAGUUCCUCCAACAUUUUGUGUGUGUUGCUCUGGAUUUCCAGCAUCUGCAGAUUUUCUUGUGUUCCUUCUAUUUAAUAGUUCCAUGGGAUAUUUUACAAAGGUUCUAUGACUGGAUGGAAAUUAGGUUAUUUUUACAAAGCGUUAUAAACUUGUAAGUUUCUCCAAUGAAGUGGUAACAUAAAACUAGGUCUAAUAGAUACCAACAGCCCUCCUUUGAGUUACAAUUAAUAUACACUCUUAAUUGAGUGUUUGCAAAUAGUUCAGCCAUUGAGAGCAGGCUACAGGCACUUUUGCCUGUUAAUGGUGUAAUAAUGAUCUCAGUAAUCUCUCCUACUCAGCACCCAGUUGUUCAGUACAUCAGCACAAUCCAAGUGUCCACUCUAGACUUCCCUGUAUCAUUUGAUUAUUGGUUCAUACAACAUGACUUUGAGCUAUUUGUAAGCACUAUCAAAUUACUUGAAUUAUGAACAUUUAAUUAACAGUUUAUUGUGACACUGAAUUCCUUUGGGGAUGAUUAGACUAUCAGUCACACAGUUAAUAUUGGAGAAUAUCAGUAUGUUUUCAGGGAUUUAAUGGGUUGGGAAAAGAAUCACUUAACUUUUGUUACAAUGCAGAUAAUGUUACAGUUUACUUGUGUUUCUUGUGGACGAGAAUUUGAGAAAAUGUUUAUCUUGUGGUUUCAGCUGGGCAAUGGAAACUACAUGCCAGCUGCCUUGCAUUUCUUAAGAUGUUUCUCAAACUUGUAAAACUACUGUAUAUUGGUAUUAUUUAAACUUACUCUACUCCACUGUGUGGCUAAAAUAUAGACUUAUAAUUGGUAGGGCUACUACAUGUGAGAUUAACACUUGAAAUUUUUCAUGUCAUUACUUUUUCACUGUACCUGUGGAUUUUCUUCAUUUAUUUGUUGGUAAAGGAUUGAUGACUGUCAGAUUGUAAACUGAAUGGUUCAAGUUUUUUUUUGUUUAAUGAUGAAUAAGGAUAUUUUCAUCUUGUCUGUUGAAUUGAGGUAACAGUGUGUUCUAGCACACCAGCAUACAUAAUUGUCUAAGGGUUGAAUCUACUUUUCACAAGGCCCAAUUCUCUGCUGAUGUGCUUUAACAGUAAAAGCUACAGUACAUAGUGGUUAUAUUUUACAAUUUAAAUUCAUUUAGUAAAACUAAAGAUAAACACAUUUUUUUGUUAUUAGAUAACCUUUUGUAUUAACCUCAAUGCCCACAUACUGAAUUUACUGAAUAGACACUGAAUAAAACAUUCUGAACAUUUGGAAUUAUACCUCUACUAAUGCAUGCCAAAGGACAGCCUUUAAUUGCACUUGGGUGAACUAGUUCAGUAUAAUUUUGUUUUAUUUUUUUCCCCCCAAGUUUCAUUUUGAAAGGGCAGUGACCAGAGUGGAACUGUACUGUGGAGAGGAAAUUUCUGGUAAUUUUCACCUGUAACCUCCCGGUUCUGGGGAAGGCAGUCGCUGCCCCUGUGAAGCUGAUGAAAUCUCAUUUGGGAAGAUGCUGCAUGAUGUGUUCCCCUGUUAGAACUCAGUAUCACAAAAGAUCAGAUGGUACACCAGAUGCAGUUAAACAAUUGAGCUUUAUAAUUCGUAAGUUAGUACAGAAACAAAGAGGAAGAAGGUCCAUUUUAAUGAAACAGUCUACCGUGCACUUUGGAGCUCACGUAUUUCCAUCCUUCAAUUUUCCGUCCAUCGAUUUCCUCUGAGUGUCAUCAACUCCUGGACCCUCACUCCAAGCCCACUCCAUCCUGCAGUCUACCAGCUCGCUCCUCUCAAGUCCUCUUUCUCCCCGACAAAGGACUGCGAAUUCCUCCUCUCAGACACACGAAAGAAACAACACACCUCUCAUUGGGCAGCACAUAUUCCAAAGCCCUCGUUAUCUCUAGUCAUAACCCAAACACUGCUGCUACAGAGAAACCAUUACAUUAGCAGUGAAACCUUACAGAGCAUUAUACACCUUCCCUUUUCAGUUCCCCACUCUGACCUCUUCUCUUCGCAGUUGCCUAUCAGCUUCCCCUGUUGGUCACACUCCUUUCUCCCAUGGUUCACUGUCCUCUUAUCAGAUUUCUCCUUCUCCAGCCCUUUAGCUUUCCACCUAUUACCUCCCAGUUUUUUACUUGCCCCACAUGGCUUCACCUAUCAACUUCUAGCCUGUAUUUCUUCCCCUCCCUUCACUUUAUUCGGACAUCUUUUCCCUUCCUUUCUAGUCCUGAUGAAGGGUCUCAGACUGAAACAUUGACUGUUAGAUGCUGCCUGACCUGCUGAGUUUCUCCAGCAUUUUGAGUGUGUUGCUCUGGAAAUGUACCGAUCAUAUUUUGUAUUGAUGGUUAACAUUGAAAGCUUGUGAAAUUCCAGUUUAUGCUUAACUUUACAUAACUAUCGUCUGGUAUUCCAGUCUUUAUAGAUGUUUUUGCGGGUUUUAAUUAUGAGGAAAGGCUCGCGUGUGGGUAGUAAAUGUAGUGGAGCUUCAAAUAUUUUAACACAAGCAAGUACACUUGAUCAUAAAUUAUUUCAUUUCUAUACCAUUAAUUACAAUCCAAGUUAUUAUUGGAUAAAAUAUUGCUAAAGUGGUCAGAUAUGUAAAGAAAAAUGUUUAUUGUCAUGGUAUGUGUCAAAGGGGUAAAUGCCUUGGGCUUUAGCUUGAUAAAUAAAGAUUUUCAUAGCGCAUCUACAUCUCAGAUUUAACACCUCAGUCAUACUUGUUACCCCUAGCAUGUAAAUACAUUUAUAGAUUCAACUCCUACUUGUAUAAUACAAGACCAAUGAAAAGAUUGUAAAAUUCUGUGCUAUAUUUAUGGUGCACGAACCUUUAAAAUUCAAAAAAUAAAGUUUAAUACCA
Messenger RNA from Hypanus sabinus (Atlantic stingray), 5672 nucleotides. Its product is annotated as glycoprotein endo-alpha-1,2-mannosidase-like. Gene Ontology annotation, cellular component: Golgi apparatus. Gene Ontology annotation, molecular function: alpha-mannosidase activity. The transcript is spliced from 5 exons. The record is from RefSeq and is a predicted model, not a curated record. The coding region runs from base 576 to 1940 and encodes 454 amino acids. Lineage: Eukaryota; Metazoa; Chordata; Chondrichthyes; Myliobatiformes; Dasyatidae.